This is a messenger RNA of Penicillium griseofulvum, 2163 nucleotides long. RefSeq lists its product as uncharacterized. The transcript is spliced from 2 exons. Lineage: Eukaryota; Fungi; Ascomycota; Eurotiomycetes; Eurotiales; Aspergillaceae. The coding region runs from base 1 to 2163 and encodes 720 amino acids. The record is from RefSeq and is a predicted model, not a curated record. Gene Ontology annotation, molecular function: protein binding.
AUGGCGACCGUCAAUCAAAACAUGUUCGGAGCGACCAUCACUCAACCGCCUGGCGGUGCCCAGUUGAUGGUUCUGCCGUUAAACCUCAUCGCCGAGAUUGUGUCACAUGUCCGCGACACAGGUGAUCUCGCCCGGUUAUGUCAAACAUGUCGCGUCCUCAAUUAUAUGGCUCUGCCGCAACUAUACCGGAGCCUAACGCUGACCUCCUACGACAAAAUCCGUUAUCGUGGCGAACAACCAGAAGGAAUCGGGAGUGCCAGUCCCUUCACGAUGGCGUUGAAUGCGCUCGUUACACGAUCUUAUGCGACGCUAGUACAGUCAAUUACUCUACGAGGGGAAUGGAAGGAACACGAGUUGGAGGAGUAUGCCCGAGUCGGCCGGGUGCCCGACGCAUCGAUGUUGCUGAAUAUCGCCGCCCGCGCCGCCAUAGACCGCAUGCCCAAUUUGGAAAGCUUUCAUUGGGAACUGAACACGAAAAUGCUCGACACAAUUUAUACAGGGCUGACGCAGCUCCCGAAGCUCACGUCCCUGACUAUCAGAUUUCCGUCCAGUCGUCAUCCACAGCCCACUUUCGUGAUUCCCGGCAUGCCGCAUUUGCGAUGUCUCAAAAUCACCGAUAUCGACCCGCUAUGCUACCCCGAUGAUAUUGCAACUCUUCUUUGUAAAAGUAGGAAACUGCGUGAAUUGAAAUUACAUUGGUCGCCACGAAUGAGGGACGCACACGAGCCUAGUGUCUCUUUGCGUGAUUACUUCCGCAAGCUGAUCGCAGCCAAGCAGCCCCUGGCGGUUAAGAAGAUGUCGUUCCAGAAUUUGUAUGCCUUCCACACCGAGGAGUUCAACUUCGCUUUUGAUCCGACUACAGUUGAAGAUGUCACAUUCCUCAGUGGUGUUGAGGGCUCUAGCCUGGUCAAUACAUUCGUCGAGAGUAGCUGGCCAACAAUCCCGCCACAUGCCAAGCUUCGCAUGAAAUCCGUUCGGUUGGAUGCAGUGUCUAAACGGAACUCGGAGUUCAUUGGGAAUUUCUCUGGACUCGAGCGGCUAUAUUUCGUCAACGUCACCGCCGAAUCAAGCGACCUUCUCAAUUCCCCACGACCCGGAGGAGGCGCGGCCUCAUCCGCCCUCACGCCGCCAGUAUCCGAACAUCAAUUGUCUGGUGCACCCAACGGAACCACAACCAACUCUCCCAUUACUUCUGCUUCUCCGGCUAGUCAGCUCAAUGCUGUAGCUAACAUACGAGACAUCUACCUCUCACACAUUACCACAAACCACGGUGCGACAUUGCGCCAUCUCCUUCUCCCAUCUAAAUGGCCCCUCUCCACCGGGAUGGUCGCGCGACUCGUUCAUAGCUGUCCGAAUUUGGAGCAGCUUGCCCUCGCCACUGAAUUUUCUAGUAUGGAUUCACUGAGUCUACUAAUUCCCUUCCUACGCAAGUUGAAAGCGCUCCGGCUUCUCAUACCCCAAUCACCCGGACAGUCUCCAAAUGGACCUGGGAGCUCUGCACUGAAGACGUGGCGACCUGCACGAGACCCAGCCUCGUUUGAUUAUAAAAAGGUGCAAGCGAUUUUCGACAAUGCCAAGACUCUUGCAGAAGUGGUUGACAUUGACGACUUGCUCCUAACGGAAAUGUUGAGUUACGACCUAGCCAACCAACAAGUCUACGGAAACGUGAAGAUCAUUAGCAUAGGCUGGAAGGCCUGGGAAUUGAAAGAAUUCUACAAAUCCCCCAUCCCAGAGGCUCAAACACCAACAAAUGCAUCCCCAGAGACCACCACAGACAGCCCUGUUCCCACGCAAGACACCAACGGCAUUGGACUCAGUGUACCAGAUCAACCUGCUGUCGCGCCUAAAUCGCCCGGUACGCAGACAACACAGAUCUCCUCUUGGCCUCCCCGUUUAUCCGAUACAAGACCCGAUACACCGCGAUCAACAUUAGGGAAACGAUCACGUGAUCAAAAUGAUAGCGAAACUCCCAGACCAUCACCCAGCUGCCCGCCUACCUUCAAUAGGCGCGAAGACUGUGAAGAUAAUAGCGCUUUCUAUCCCGGCUGCUACCCGCACACCUAUUCCGAUGAUGGUUUCGUGUGGAGACGGCGUGCGCGACGGGUAGGGUGGGAGGUUCUGCAACAUUGGGAGGUGUGGGCGUUGGACGCGCAGGAGAUUUGA